Messenger RNA from Nematocida minor, 831 nucleotides. RefSeq lists its product as uncharacterized. The transcript has a single exon. The record is from RefSeq and is a predicted model, not a curated record. NCBI's taxonomy places the organism in Eukaryota, Fungi, Microsporidia. The coding region runs from base 1 to 831 and encodes 276 amino acids.
AUGGACAUAGUGAAAAUAAUACUUAAGGACAGCCCCGGGGCAGGAGAGAUCGACGGAAUGAUAAGUUUGCUUCAGACAAUAGAGCACUCUACAAUACCGUACUCCCUUAUCUUAGACUAUCUGAAAGUAAAAAGUAGCGAGCUAUCUAUUGAAAAAGUGAGAUACAACGACAAGAAAUUAGAGCUAAGCAGGAUCCUCUCUGAGUACAUAGACUACCUCACAAAUGUUCUCGAACUGCACAAGAACAAAGAGAUAGUUUUUUCAGAGAAAGUGAAAGCUCUAGUGGAAAAGGCUGUGAAUAGCCAGUAUAUAACGCGCGAGGACAAGCUGUAUCUGGCAAGCGAGCAAAAAAGGGUCAAAGAGUCUCUGAUGUACCAGUGCAGCAUAAACAGCAUUCUCAUAUACAUUUCAAUAUACUUGGUAGGGCACAUGGAAAUACUGAAGAUAGAGAAAAACAUACUUGAGCUCUCCCAAGAGACAUGCGAUGAGCAUGCAGCAGGUGAGAAAAAAAGAAUGUCAAUCUACAAGGUCGGCAAUACUCCACACCCCAUCAGAAUAACAGGCCGCACAACCCAGGAAGACAUGAAGAGUAUGCUCACGCCCACCAAUGGCCCAAGUAUGUCAAUAGAAGAGUACGGAGAAAGAAUGGUAAAGAUGAUGGAAGCACAGGGAAUAUCAAUGGAUCCUCCUGCGCUGGGAAGUGCACCAGAGCCAGAUGACAGUGAUCUGCUGAACGAACUGAAUGUACAGGAGAUAGAAGAGCUCAGAAAAACCCAGGAAAAAGAAGAGCACAUAGUCAGAGGAGACGGGAACAGAAUAGGAAGAAAAUAA